AUGGCUACGCACUACUUUGGCCUUUGGUUUCUCAGCAAGAGCCAGCAAGCACGAUGGGUGGAGCUGGAGAAACCUCUGAAGAAACAUCUGGACAAAUUUGCUAAUGAGCCUCUGCUUUUCUUCGGAGUCAUGUUCUAUGUGCCAAAUGUGUCAUGGCUUCAGCAAGAGGCCACAAGAUAUCAGUAUUACCUGCAAGUCAAAAAAGACGUGCUUGAAGGGCGGUUGCGGUGUACGUUGGAACAGGUGAUCCGGCUGGCUGGCUUGGCUGUGCAAGCUGAUUUUGGAGACUUCCAUCAGUUUGAUUCUCAAGAUUUCCUCAGAGAAUAUGUGCUGUUUCCUAUGGAUUUGGCCCUGGAAGAGGCCAUUCUGGAGGAGCUGACACAGAAGGUGGCCCAGGAACAUAAAGCCCACAGUGGAAUCCUGCCAGCAGAAGCUGAGCUCAUGUACAUCAACGAAGUGGAACGUUUGGAUGGAUUUGGACAGGAGAUCUUCUCUGUGAAGGACAAUCAUGGAAACAGUGUGCACCUGGGCAUUUUCUUUAUGGGGAUAUUCGUGAGAAACAGAAUUGGAAGACAAGCAGUAAUACACAGGUGGAAUGAUAUCGGGAAUAUCGCUCACAACAAGUCUACUAUUCUGGUGGAGCUCAUCAACAAAGAAGAGACUGCCCUCUUUCACACGGACGAUAUUGAAAAUGCCAAGUACAUUUCUCGGUUGUUUGCUACACGGCACAAGUUUUACAAACAAAACAAAAUCUGCACUGAACAAUCAAAUUCUCCACCCCCCAUCAGACGCCAGCCCACCUGGAGCCGAUCCUCUCUGGCUUAA
Molecule: messenger RNA, 825 nt
Organism: Leptonychotes weddellii (Weddell seal)
Lineage: Eukaryota; Metazoa; Chordata; Mammalia; Carnivora; Phocidae
Source: RefSeq, a predicted model, not a curated record